Molecule: messenger RNA, 1176 nt
Organism: Telopea speciosissima
Lineage: Eukaryota; Viridiplantae; Streptophyta; Magnoliopsida; Proteales; Proteaceae
Product: protein FAR1-RELATED SEQUENCE 7-like
Exons: 5
Coding region: 1-1176 (391 amino acids)
Biological process (GO): regulation of DNA-templated transcription
Source: RefSeq, a predicted model, not a curated record
AUGGAAAAUAUGCAGCCUAAAGCAAUAUUUACAGAUCAAAACCCAGGAAUAAUGAGAACAAUCAAGCUUGUGUUUCUAUUGACUGUGCAUCGGCUAUGUAGAUGGCAUCUGGAGAAACAUAGGAUACAACACAUGAGAGCAUUGUACAAAAAAUAUCCUGAUUUGAACACAGUUUAUAGGAGUUGUAUUUAUGGUUCUAAUACACCAGUUGAAUUUGAGGAGCGUUGGGAGUGCAUGAGGGGAGAGUUGAUGAAUAUGUAUUUUAAGGGCUUCUUCACAUCAACAACACCUCUUAAUGAAUUCGUUACUCAAUUUGAAGAGGCUGAGAACAGAAGAAGAGAAAAAGAAGCCAAGAAAGAUGCUAUCUGCAUCACCUCAUCACCUUCUUGUGCUACAAGUCACAGAAUUGAGCAACAAGCCGUUAAUGUUUAUACUAAUAAGGUGUUCAAGUUUUUCUUUGAGGAGUGGUUUGCUUGUUUUGGUCUUCAAGUGAAUCAAUGUGAUGAUGAAAUUAUAGAGAAGAGACAUAUACUUAAGAUACAUGUGAUAACAGACAGAUCCCACAUUCCAGAUAGGUAUAUCAUGCAUAGGUGGACCAAAGCGGCCCAAUUUAGUAACACCCCAUCUGGAACUUUGUCAGGGUCAUCUCAAGGACAGCCACAACAACCAAUAUGGCUUUUACAAGAUCUUGUCAAUAAAUUUGCAAGAGAAGGAACUCUUUUUGAAGAGCGGUUUGAUGCUGCUUUAAAAAUAUUGAAUGAAGGGUUAGUGCAGGUCCAGAGAUUGCAAGCAAAUGUGCCUAGUUCCAGUUGUAAUCCGGAACCUUCAGCUGUAGUCCAACGAAGAGUAAAUCAAUCCUUACGUAGAUCGAUAACAAGGGGACCAAAUUUAAAACGUAUGGUUGCUGGCAUUGAAACAGUCACUAAUCGAAGGGGUUACCAUUGUUCUUCUUGUGGCGGUACAGACCACAACAUUCAAAAUUGUCCUAUGGCUAACACAUUGGGGAUUAUGGGCGAUCAUACACAAGUCAGCAACUUCUCUUCGCAAAUAGAGACCUUGGGGGUUAAUACACAAUGUAGUAACCUAUCCUUGCAAAUAGAGAGAGCACGGGAUAAUACACAAGGCAUAAAUCGAUCGGAGCAAAUAGAUUUGAAUGAACCUGCUACUCUUUUGUGA